Molecule: messenger RNA, 3427 nt
Organism: Suillus subalutaceus
Lineage: Eukaryota; Fungi; Basidiomycota; Agaricomycetes; Boletales; Suillaceae
Exons: 22
Coding region: 1-3279 (1092 amino acids)
Source: RefSeq, a predicted model, not a curated record
AUGCCCGCCACACGGAAUGCACGCAAGAAAAAUAAAUUUGAACCAUCUUCAAGUCAAGCCUCCAGGAAACAGCCUCACAAGCGCGUCAACUUGCAGGUACGACCUGGCGAGAAAGUCCAUGAUAAACAAGUUGCUAUGUCCGCGGAUGAUGCCUACAAGUUAUCAAAGCUGGCUGACGCACAGACCCCUAUAUCGCCAGUACCGGUGACGCAGCUGACUCCUUUAACAUCUUCUUCUUCUUCGUCUCCUUCCAUGGCACCUACAGCAAAGCCUUUGAAAGGCCGUAAGAGAUUCAGUGCUGAUCUCCACGAGCUGCAUACGAGCUGCCCAUCUGACCUUGAUUGGGGAACAUGGUCUGCGCAAAGUUUCAGAGCAGGAGAUGAUGAUGGCUCGGUAGAGUUUGACCUCAUAGAAUCUAGAGAUCGGACAAGGAUAGUGAUGCAUCUCCUAUGUUCAGAUACUUCCGAGUACCCCAACACUCACUCAUUCUUCUGCCAUUCACCAGAACCUGGGAGUUAUGGGGAGCAGGUGAAGGAGAUUUGUGACGGGGGUACUCAACGACAGUCCCACGAAGAUGACCACAAUUAUGAUAUGACCGUAGAUGAGGACCUGAGUGCGUUCACCAGACCAGAGAUCUGUCGCUCAGUCUUGCGCAGAGACUUCGAAGGCACUUAUGCAGCCGGUUAUAACCCAGGAGCCAUUUGGAGUGGCAGCAGCGAGUUCUUCUUGACAAUCUCUGUCCCUGUGGUGGAAUUAACUGAUAAAAUUCCCGCUCACGUCCUAAUGUCUUGGGAUAGCCAAUUCCUACGUCCUCGCCAGCAUCUCGUGCUCGUCAUCUCUGGUUUCUGGGGUGUCUACCCGCCUGUUCAGAGUGAUGGGACACUCUCCCCUGCUGCAAUCCAUUCUUCCACUUCGUUGAAAUUCUACGUCGGCCUUUCUCGACAGUACAAGCCGUCAAAAGAACACGUUGUCGCUUCGCUCCGCCGAUACGGUCUCCAGUCCGACCAGCAGAACGGGGCCGAAGAUGGAGUGGACGAAGAGUACAUCGAUGUUGACAAGGAGUCCGAAAUGGGGUCGGCAGAGGAUGACAGCACCUUUGACAAAUUUAGUUUGAGCAGCUCGCUUGAAUCGUUACUUGAUGAGCACUUUCUUCAACUACUCCGAGUUCGACGACAGUUCAAACUUGGAUGGGCCGCAGCUGAAGAACUGCACUGGAGAUCGCAGGAACUUCAGACAUCGCACGUAAUUCUUGUCAAGGAGAUGCAGGAGGAACUUCGUCAAGCUGAGGAGGAGGAGCGACGUCUGGCUGGCUCUCGCUACUUACCGCAUGAUCCCUUGGAAACCCAAGAUGGUCACAUCAACUUACUCGAGACUGCUUUUGCGUACCUUCUCCGUCGAUUCACACUAUGCAAUCGUUAUUGUGUCGUUUGUCACAAGAAACUCGAUACCGUGUUCGAGGCGCUAAAGCCUUAUGUUUGCAACUCUGGUUUGUGUGCAUACCAAUACUAUAGCCUCAACUUUGGGCCCUCCCUAGAGUAUGAUAUAUGCAAGAAUACCGAGAUGGUAGAUCUCCUGGUUUCCCUCGCUUAUGUUGCUGCCGCAGAACAAGUUCUCGAUGAGCCCCUUCCGCGUGGCUUAUUAUUGAAGGUUCCAGACCCCGUCUAUCAAAAUCCCAUGCGUGACUUCGAUAGCUUGGCUGUCAACGAAAUGCGUACUGCAAUCGUGCAACUCAUCAACACACUGCCUCCGAUUCGGGACAUGAAGAAACACCUUGAAAAGAAAGUCGUCGUAGGGACUAACAAGCCGAAGUUGAAGGACAUGGACCCCAGUAUCUUGCCCGCCGCAUGGUCCAUCUUGCGUUGGUGUGUUGCCUCUUGCACGGCACACCUACAAGAGUUAACUGAAGAGGAAGAUCAAGUGCAGAACAUAGGCUCGCAGUGGCGACAAUUCCGCUUCAUGGUCGGUGCCCCUGAUAAAGAAGCGAAGUUCAAAUAUGCCUUGGAACAGGAAACAUGUGGAGAUUCUAAUGCGAAGAAUUACCCCACUCUCUAUGCUUUCCAUGGGUCACCCUUGAGGAACUGGCAUUCCAUCAUACGGCACGGACUGUGGUAUAAGACCGUAGCAAAUGGUCGUGUCUACUUCGCCAAAGACGGCGUGAUCUCGAUGGGAUCCUAUGCUACGGGCGGCUUGCAGUCUUGGAAGAAUAGCACGAUCGCCCCUUCAGCCUGCGUAGCUCUCGCGGAGAUCAUCAAUCUCCCGCAAAAAUUUACCUCAUAUAACCCGUAUUACGUGGUCAAGCAAACGGAAUGGAUUAUGUGUCGAUACUUGCUAGUCAACACAUUCGAUAACUUACACUCUAAUAGUAUGUUUACCAGCAUCGAUACCACCACCCCCACCCCCACCAAGCCAAAGGUCCGAAAUGUUCCUUUUAUCAAACACGAUCCAAAUCGUCGUCCCCUACUCUCGAAUGCCCAAGUUGAGAUCCCACAGCCUUCUUACAAGCUUGAGAAACUUCUCGGACUUUGCCAGGACGCAUAUGUCCCUCUUAACCUCGAUGAGGAUGACAGUGCUGUGUUUAACGCACCCGAUGAAGAGGAAGUGAAGCCGAAGAGCAUCGGAACACACGUCAACGGAAAACCAAAGCAGGAUUGGGUACAUGAUGCGAGUUGGGUGGAGAAGAAUAUCAACCUCUUGUUGCCUCCGCCUGCUGAUUCGACCCCGGGAGCGACGAUGGCGCUACAGAAAGAGUUCAGGGCGAUGAUGAAAGAACAGGGGGGCGCGGAGUCACUUGCUACACUGGGAUGGUACAUGCCUCCCGAGUUCAACGAGAACUUGUUCCAGUGGGUGGUGGAGAUGCAUUCGUUUGAUCCUGAUCUGCCUAUUGCGAAGGAUUUGAAGUCAAAGGGUGUCAAUUCGCUUGUUUUCGAGAUACGUUUCCCGUCGACGUUCCCUCAUUCUCCUCCGUUCUUCCGCCUUGUAAUGCCUCGAUUCCUUCCUUUCAUGCAGGGCGGAGGUGGUCACAUCACCGUUGGGGGAUCUAUUUGUAUGGAUCUUCUAACUUCAGCUGGAUGGCUUCCAAGUUACAAUAUCGCUUCCGUACUCUUACAAAUCAAGCUCGCCAUCUCGAGCACCGACCCCAAACCUGCGCGGCUAGACCAAAAUUGGGAGCAACCGUAUCAUCCACAGGAGGCGUUGUCAGGGUAUACGAGGGCAGCAGCUAUCCAUGGUUGGAAGGUCGCAAAUCCGAGGGAAAUGGAAAGACUUGUCACCCAGGGUUGAAAUGGUCGUUGCAUGGAUGUGUGUGAUCUUGGGACAUUGUAUUGGAAAUUGUGAAUGUACCGAGCUACCUUUGCCUCCCCCUGAGGAUCCGAGCCUAGGACGUUAUGUAUAGCCUGAAAAUUUAGGGCGAUGAUGACUCGAAGAGGAC